Aspergillus niger is the source of this 2442-nucleotide messenger RNA. RefSeq lists its product as uncharacterized. Gene Ontology annotation, molecular function: FAD binding. The coding region runs from base 1 to 2442 and encodes 813 amino acids. NCBI's taxonomy places the organism in Eukaryota, Fungi, Ascomycota, Eurotiomycetes, Eurotiales, Aspergillaceae. The record is from RefSeq and is a predicted model, not a curated record. The transcript has 5 exons.
AUGGCAGAUUCCGAAUCCAGUUUCCGCGUCGUCAUUGUGGGCGGUUCAAUCGCCGGGCUUACGCUCGCUCACUGUCUGCUUCGAAACAACAUCGACUUUGUUGUGCUAGAGUCCCAUGCAGAUAUUGCACCCCAGGUCGGUGCAUCUAUUGGUAUCCUUCCGAACGGUGCCCGCAUCCUCGACCAACUAGGCCUCUACGAUGACGUUCUUAGUAAAGUUGAGCCUCUUACUAGAGCCUUCACGUGGACCCAUGACGCCAAGUCCAUUUCCGACACAGCUGGCCCCCUAAUAAUACAUGAAAGGCAUGGUUAUCCAAUUGCGUUCCUUGAUCGCCAAAUUCUGCUCGGAAUUCUAUACGAAGGCCUCGGAAACCAAAGGCAUCGUGUUAUGGUGAACAAGAAAGUGACUGAGAUAGAGCAUCACCCGGAAAAGGUUGUGGUUCAUUGUGCAGAUCAAACCGUCUAUGAGGGUGAUCUUGUUGUUGGAGCCGAUGGGGUACGGAGCACAGUGAGACGACAGAUGUGGCAGUAUAUGGAGUCUCGCGGAAUGGAGCAUGAAGCCCGCAAGGAGGAAAACUUGAUGACGUCCGAGUACAACUGUGUAUUCGGUAUAUCUUCAGCUACCCCCGGACUGACACCAGGACAUGGACAUCGAACCUUCGCGGAGGGCUAUUCCAUACUGACAAUCAUCGGCAAAGAAGGACGGGUGUACUGGUUUUUCUUCAAUAGAAUGGACCAAACUUACACCGCGUCUCAAAUUCCCAGGUUCAGUCAAGAUGAGAUCGAUAGCCAUCUCGCCCCCUAUCUACAAAAGCCGAUCACCCCCGACGUACCGUUGGCUGAGAUUAACAGGAGAGCAAUAGUCAGAACUUUUGUAUCCCUGGAAGAAGCUGUCUAUAAGCACUGGUGUGUUGACCGAUAUGUUUGCAUUGGCGACUCGGCCCAUAAGAUGACACCGAACCUGGGCCAGGGCGGCAACAGUGCAAUCGAGAGCGCCGCGUCGCUUGCAAACAGCCUCUCUACUCUAGUUCAUGGGCCUACUAAACCAAAGAGAGAUGCCCGGAAUAUCCAUCAGUGCAUGCAAGCAUGGCAGAACAUCCGCCAGAAGCGGCUUGACCAUAUCUCGCAGUCAGCUUAUAAGUUAACCAGAAUAGAGGCCCUGGCUGGUCUCAAGGAAAAGAUCAUCGGGCUGUAUCUUCUUCCAUAUCUUAGCCAAUACUUGGUCGAUCAAACGUCCGCUACGGUUGUUGGAGCAGCAAAAAUUGACUGUCUACCUCUGCCACCAAAAUCACUAGAGUGCACCAUGCCGUACCUGGAUGACGACAACAGUGUCUCCAAAGAGGGUAAUGAGUUAUGGAAGCGUGCUCUUUCAAUCGUUCCCUUUGUUGCCUGCUAUGCUGCUGCGCAAAAGACAAUGGGGACGUUGAUAACUCAGACUGGGCCCUUCAUGCUGUCUUUGUUUGCAGAGGGGGUAUGGUCCGCAGGUAAUGGGGAGGUCCUUAACCUAAGCAGACCAUUCUAUCAUAUCCCAUUUUUGGACAAACUCUUUCGGCCAGCGAUUACAUGUUUCCUGCCCUCUAUCAGUGGAUCUGAUCCGCAAUCCCGCAUCCAAAUGUUAUCAUUUAUGGCCGACAAUGGCCCCAUCUACGGAAUAUGGCUUUUGGAAAGUUAUCGCAAAGCAAAUUCCUGGUAUGAGCUUAUACUCCCGAUAGGCGCAGGAAUCACCUUCCAGUUGAAAGGCAUUGGGAAGUUUGCACCAAUCUACUAUGCACUAGAGCAUAUCCGCUCGCCCCUUUCAAGCCUCCUACCGGGGGCCAAGCAGCAGAUAGCGCCGGAGACUUCAAGCUCUUUAGUGUAUGCUAUGCUGGUUGUAUACUAUCUACCCACAUUUGCGAACUUUGUGGUUCCAACGGUUGAAUCGCGGCGCACGCACAAUGCCGUUUGGCAACUGUUUCCUGUCGUGGUACCUCUGCUACAGGCUCCCUUGCAUCGUCUGGUCAAGACAUGUUUCAUAAGUAAGAACAAGACACAUCAAAAGGAAGAACGUAAGAAGAGUAUGCGUUAUGCCCGGUACGCAUAUGGCACGUUUGCUUUGUUCUCUGGACUUACGUUCUUUCACGCUCGAUACUCUGUGCCAGAUCAUGCUUCGUUCGCUAGUGCCUUUUUGCCCGGGUUGAGAGGCCACUUGGAGCCUGUCACCUCAUUUUCUGACGGGAUUGCGAGGUUCCUCCAGUAUGAUGAAGUGAUAUCCAUGGCUAGUGGGUUCAUUUGGCUCGCGUUGAAAUUCAAAGAAUUGAAAGAUGCUGGGGCCUCGUUCUCUUGGUUGAAGGCUGUUGGGGGACUGGUGGGGACUACGAUUACGCUUGGCCCUGGAGCUGCGUUUGUGCUGGGUUGGGGCUGGAGAGAAGAGAUCAUGCAUAAAUUGGUUGGUGACGGACAGUAA